UUUAGCGGCCCGAGCCCCACCGAGGCCAGCAUGUCCCUGCAGAGGAUCGUGCGUGUGUCCCUGGAGCAUCCCACCAGCGCCGUGUGUGUGGUUGGCGUGGAGACCCUCGUGGACAUUUACGGGUCGGUACCUGAGGGCACGGAGAUGUUCGAGGUGUAUGGGACUCCCGGUGUGGACGUCUACAUCUCUCCUAGUAUGGAGAGGGGCCGGGAGCGUGCGGACACCAGGCGGUGGCACUUUGAUACUGGGUUGGAGAUCAUCGUGGUCAUGAACUCUCCCAGCAACGACCUCAAUGACAGUCAUGUUCAGAUUUCCUACCACUCCAGCCAUGAGCCCCUGCCCCUGGCCUAUGCGGUGCUCUACCUCACCUGUGUUGACAUCGCUCUGGAUUGUGACCUGAACUGCGAGGGCAGGCAGGACAGGAGCUAUGUGGACAAGCGGCAGUGGGUCUGGGGCCCCAGAGGGUAUGGAGCCGUCCUGCUGGUGAACUGUGACAGGGAUGAUGUAACCUGUUAUGACCAGGACAACUGUGACCGGCACGUGAACUGCCUGCAAGACCUGGAAGACAUGUCCGUCAUGGUCCUGAGGACGCAAGGCCCUGCCGCCCUCUUCGACGACCACAAACUUAUCCUCCACACUUCGAGCUAUGACGCCAAGUGGGCACGGGUCUUCCACGCCUGUGGUCCCGAAGACUCGUGUGAGGCCUACCGGCACGUGCUGGGCCAGGACAAGGUGUCGUACGAGGUGCCCCGCUUCCAUGGGGACGAGGAGCGCUUCUUCGUGGAGGGCCUCUCGUUCCCCGAUGCCCGCUUCACGGGGCUCGUGUCCUUCCACGUCACUCUGCUGGAUGACUCCAACGAGGAUUUCUCCGAGUCCCCGAUCUUCACCGACACCGUGGUGUUCCGUGUGGCGCCCUGGAUUAUGACGCCCAGCACCCUGCCACCCCUGGAGGUGUAUGUGUGCCAGGUGCGGAACAACACGUGCUUUGUGGACGCGGUGGCGGAGCUGGCCAGGAAGGCCGGCUGUAAGCUGACCGUCUGCCCGCAGAAGGAGAACCGCAAUGACCGCUGGAUCCAGGACGAGAUGGAGCUGGGCUAUGUCCAGGCGCCACACAAGACUUUCCCGGUGGUCUUUGACUCCCCCAGGAACGGGGAACUGCAAGACUUCCCUUACAAAAGAAUCCUGGGCCCAGAUUUCGGCUAUGUGACUCGGGAACCGCAGGACAGCUCUGUGAGUGGCCUGGACUCCUUCGGGAAUCUGGAGGUCAGCCCCCCAGUGGUGGCCGAUGGGAAAGAGUACCCCCUGGGGAGGAUCCUCAUCGGCGGCAACCUGCCUGGGUCCAGCGGCCGCCGGGUCACCCAGGUGGUGCGGGACUUCCUCUAUGCGCAGAGGGUACAGCCUCCAGUGGAGCUCUUUGUGGACUGGUUGGCCGUGGGCCACGUGGAUGAGUUUCUGAGCUUCGUCCCUGCGCCAGACGGGAAGGGCUUCCGGAUGCUCCUGGCCAGCCCCAGCGCCUGCUUCAAGCUCUUCCAGGAAAAGCAGAAGUGGGGCCACGGCAGGGCCCUCCUGUUCAAAGGGGUUGUUGGGGAUAAGCCGGUCCACACCGUUUCCAUCAACCAGGUCCUCUCCAACGUAAACCUCAUCAGCUACAAUAAGUUUGUGCAGAGCUGCAUCGACUGGAACCGGGAGGUGCUGAAGCGGGAGCUGGGCCUGACGGAGCGGGACAUCGUGGACAUCCCCCAGCUCUUCAAGACGGAGAGGAAAAAGGCGGUGGCCUUCUUCCCUGACUUGGUGAACAUGCUGGUGCUGGGGAAGCACCUGGGCAUCCCCAAGCCCUUCGGGCCCAUCAUCAACGGCCAGUGCUGCCUGGAGGAGAAGGUGCGGUCCCUGCUGGAGCCGCUGGGCCUGCACUGCACCUUCAUCGACGACUUCACCCCGUACCACAUGCUGCACGGGGAGGUCCACUGUGGCACCAAUGUGCGCCGACAGCCCUUCUCCUUCAAGUGGUGGAACAUGGUGCCCUGAGCCCGCCUCACCCGCCCCCAUUAUGCUCUCCCCCGGGAGGACAUCUGCCGGCCUUGAACAAUAAGCAUCAAGAGACCCCCAAGGUUCCAGAUAGCAUGCUGGUGGGGGGGUGGGGACUGUCUCUCUCAGAAGCCUUUUCCCUAGAAGUGUUCACACAUCACUUGCAACCGAUUUGGUUCUCGGACUUGAUUCCUGUUGGCCCUCCCAAGAAGAAAGACCUCACUUCUUGUGGCCUCUCCUGAGGAUCAACAUGACUAAUGGGGACUCCUCCAAACCUCCCCCUUCUCGUCCCCAAAUCCUCCGUGUGGGAUCUUAUUUACUUUGGGAUCUAAAAACAUUCAUGCAUCUCAUCCGCCAUCUUGACCUGUGCGUCCUAAACGAGGAAGGACCUACAAUUCUGCUUGGAUCUGAUUGCUUCUCACUCUUACAGGGGAACAGCAUUAAAGUCAGAUCCCUCCUCCCAGGAGAGAGUCUACUCAUAGCUUUCCCCAGAGGGAAGGAGGUGGAGCCCAUGUAGAUCAAGGUUGGAUCAUCAGUCUACCUGCCAAGCUUCUGACCAGGUGUUGAACUCCCUACCCCACCCAGUGCCCAGCAUGAGCUUUCACAUAGUUGGUCCUUCCUAGAUGUGUGUUGAAGGACUCUUGGCCCUUAAUCUUAUAAAUGCCCCAUCAUCUGACAUUCAGAAAUCCGAAUUUGUGCAACACCCCCCCCACACCGAAUUCCCUGGAGAUGAAUAUAUGUGGGAAAUUCUUGGAUUUGGGGAAGUCUGUGGGUGCAAGGGUGAAAGAAGGUGUCCUUCAUAAUGUGUAGGAUGCUUCCUUGGUCCCAGAUUUCUCUCUGCAGGAGGGGUGACCUCUGGCAGCAUCAGUCCUAGGCUUUCUGUUGCCCUCUGGUCAACAUUUCUAUGUCCUGCUGUGCCUCAGGAGAGGGGCCCCAUAGGGGCAGAUCCACUGAGACAGCUCAUAAUGGGCCAACUCUGGGACUGAACCACUCUGAGUGUAAGGGGAGGGGGCGAGGGGUGGGAGGUCUUCUCCAGAUGUCUGCCAGUUACGUGUCUGUUCUGUAUGGGUCCAGCAGGGUUUCUAUCAUUGGCUAAUAAAUCUACAGGACACGAA
Nyctereutes procyonoides (raccoon dog) is the source of this 3140-nucleotide messenger RNA. It is a transcript of the gene PADI3, whose product is annotated as peptidyl arginine deiminase 3. Bases 31 to 2025 code for a protein of 664 amino acids. The transcript is spliced from 16 exons. Gene Ontology annotation, cellular component: cytoplasm. Gene Ontology annotation, molecular function: protein-arginine deiminase activity; calcium ion binding. The record is from RefSeq and is a predicted model, not a curated record. Lineage: Eukaryota; Metazoa; Chordata; Mammalia; Carnivora; Canidae.